Aphidius gifuensis is the source of this 1370-nucleotide messenger RNA. RefSeq lists its product as uncharacterized. The coding region runs from base 423 to 1370 and encodes 315 amino acids. The transcript has 2 exons. The record is from RefSeq and is a predicted model, not a curated record. Lineage: Eukaryota; Metazoa; Arthropoda; Insecta; Hymenoptera; Braconidae.
GCAAGUCGUGAUCGAUCCAUUUAUUUUGUUCAUGUUGAGUAUGCCAAAUGAUAGCUGACUCUGCCAGUACUUCCACAACGUAGUGACCCCUGUAUUUAUUUUUUAAAUUUAUCAAGGCAUUCUUCUCCCCUUACUCAUUUACAACAUAAUUUUUUGUAUGACUCUCUAUUUGAAAUUUGAAACAAUCAGAUAAUAUGCGAUGAGUAAUGUUGUCAUUCUUUUCAGUACAACAAGAUGGCAAUCACAAAUAUACAUAUGACAACGAGACUCUCAUUUCAUUUUUGUUUUAACAAUACCACCCCUAUAACUUUACAAUAUAAACCUUAGUCAUUUGUCAACAAAAGCAUAAAAACGAGUUCCAUCGUUUUACAGAUAGAGCAGUACAUUUACCAGUCGUUGUUGUGAUCGUUACAGUUGAUAUCAUGUAUCUCCUUCACGCUAUUUUUCUAUCACUGAUUAUUUUUUCUUCAGCUGUUGAAAAUUUAGAAAAAAAUACAAAUAAAUCAAGACCAUACUGGGAGGAUAUAUUACGUAAUGUUGUAUUUAAAACAAUAUCACAACCACUUACCUUUGACAAUGUUUUGCAUAAAAAAUUUCUGGAUGCACCAUUUUAUGGUAGACCCCUGUCACCACCAUCUUCUAACAUGAACAAUGAAUUGUUGUCACGUGGUGAUGUUUAUUAUCUACCAAACAAUAGUUGGAUAUUAUGCCAAGAAGAUUGUGAAGAUUGUGAAUUAUGUAAACAUCAAAAAGACUCAAUGGUUAAAUGGACUUUAAAAAGAAUGAAACGUUUUAUAUCAUCACAAUCAUAUAGAUAUGAUCUUCAGUUGACCGUAAUACCACAGACAAGUGAUAACAUUCAUGAAAACUUUAGUGCUGUUAAUAAUGUAUAUACUGAUAAUAAAGAAAAGUCAUCAACGAAAGUAAUGAAGCAACUUGAUACUAUUUCUAAUCAUGAAACCAAUGUUGACCAUAGAUUUUCACGUAGACUUCAGAGAGACCAAAAUGGACUUACUGAUGAUAAAAUAGAAAAAACUGAUUAUUCAAAUCAGCAAAUAGAUGAAAAUAAAUCAAAAAGUCAAAAAAAUAAUAUUAUUAAAGAUGAAAAUAAUUUAAAUUUUGAAAUAGUAGAUAGUGAUAAUGUUAGUGAAGAUAAACCACAUCACAGUUUAAUCAUGGAAAUAGAUCAGCUUGGUAAAAGUCAUUUGAUUCAUGUUACUUCAUUGAGUUCACAUCAAACAUCGAAAGCAGAUAAAUCAAUAACAUACAAAGACUAUGUUAAAAAAAUGAUUGAAUCCUUGGAAAAUCAUCAGCCAAUUAUUGAAGCAUUUCUUUCACAUUCAUCUUUACUUCAAAAAUCUAAAAAUUAA